AUGGCAGUGGUGAAGUGUGCCAUUGAGCUUGGAAUAGCCGAUGUCCUGGAAAGCCACGGUGGCCGCCCCAUGACACUCACGGAGAUGUCUUGCGCCCUCAGUUGCUCGCCAUCGAUUCUAUAUCGCAUUAUGAGGUUCUUGAUCCACCGCAAAAUCUUUAAGGAAGUUAGCGUUGGUCAAGAAUCAAGCGGUUAUGUUCAAUCAACCCUUUCGCGUCUUCUUAUGAAAUAUGGAGAUAGCAGCAUGGCUGCCUUUGUGCUGCUAGAAAGCAGCCCGGUAAUGCUUGCGCCCUGGCACAACCUAGGUGAACGUGCAUUAGUGACUGGCACUUCAGCAUUUAUGGUUUCUCACGGUGAAGAUGUAUGGCGCUAUGCAGCAGCGAAUCCUGCGCAUAGCAAGCUGAUCGAUGAUGCAAUGGCUUGCCAUGCAAGGGUGGCAAUGUCAGCAAUUAUUGAUAAUUAUGCAGAGGUGUUUAAGGGAAUUGGCUCUUUGGUGGAUGUUGGAGGUGGUAAUGGGACAACUCUAGGGAUUUUGGUUAAAAAGUGUCCUUGGAUUCGUGGGAUUAGUUUUGAUCUCCCUCACGUGGUAUCUAGUGCUCAAAAUUGGGAUGGUGUUGAGCACGUUGGUGGCAACAUGUUUGAGAAAAUUCCAAAGGCUGAUGCUGCUUUCCUCAUGUGGGUAUUGCACGACUGGGGGGACGACGAGUGCAUCAACAUUCUUAUCAAGUGCAGAGAGGCAAUUCCACAGGACACAGGGAAAGUAAUCAUUGCAGAGGCUGUGAUUGAUGAAAAAGAAGAUGAUAAGUUUAAAGAUGUCGGUUUGGCACUCGAUAUGGUGAUGAUGGCUCAUACGGACAAAGGAAAAGAGAGGACUUCUAAAGAGUGGGCAAAUGUUCUAACUGCUGCUGGCUUCACUAGAUACACUAUCAAACAUAUUCAAGCCGUUCAAUCUGUAAUUGAAGCUUAUCCUUGA
Fraxinus pennsylvanica is the source of this 972-nucleotide messenger RNA. The record is from the annotation of a GenBank genome assembly. Lineage: Eukaryota; Viridiplantae; Streptophyta; Magnoliopsida; Lamiales; Oleaceae.